GUAUUUCCUGCACAGUCCUGCCUGGCUCCAGAGGGCUGAGAGGAGAUUGGGCCUGUCCUAAACAGGGACACACAUACAAACACACACUCUUGCACACACAGCUAGCCAUCAGGCUGGUCGAUAUGGACUAUGAGCCCAAGCGAGCCAAGAAGGGCUUUGUAAAGCGCCUAGUGUUCCCUAAAUCUAGCCGGCGUCAGGCAGACAAAGGCAGUGUGUACCGCAGACCCCUUCACACUGUCCCCCUCUACCCACCUGACUACCUCAUCCACCCAGAGAGACUCAUCUACGACUAUGUGGAAAAGGAAGUCAAGUUCCUGGGACACUUGACUUGGGUGUCAUGUUCCCUGAACCCGUCCAGCAGAGAUGAGCUUCUGCAGCUUCUGGACACAGCCAGGAAACUGAGGGUUUUGCCUCUGAAGACCAGUGUGGAGCAGGACUGCAUUCUCAGCCUGUCUGCUCGCUGUCUGCUGCUUACCUGGAGGGACAACGAAAAACUGCUGCUGAGAAUCCCCACACAUGAAAUCGCUGCUGCCUCCUACCUGCGGGAUGAUGCACUGCACCUACUGGUGCUCAAAACUGGUUUGAAUGUGGACACUGUACUAGCUGGUGACACUUUGGAGAACAGGCCCACUGGUUUGGAGAGCCGCAGACAAACUAUAAGCAACACUGACCCCAGGCCUGCAGGGGGCACCAUGGAGCGCCGCCACACCAUCUGUGGUGUGGACUGGAAGCUCUCGUCCCGCCAUGAGCCUAAACAGAGCAGCGUGGGUGGAGGAGGUGGGACAGGGGGUGGAGGAAGUGGUGGUGGUGGUGGUGGUGGUGAUGAGGACAGCCUAGAACGGAAACGUGUGAGCGGGAGUUGGGAGCGUAGACAGACUCGGAAGCCAUGCGGAGGUAGCUGGGAGAAACGACCAGUGAGUGGAAGUUGGGACCGGAGGCCUGUAGGGGGCAGCUGGGAACGUCGGGGAGGUGGAGGGGUCAUAGGAGGUAGCUGGGAAAAGAGGCACGGGCCUGGAGCUAAACCAGGUGGAAGCUGGGAAAGGAAGCACACGCCAGGUGGCAGUUGGGAACGCAGGCAGGCUUGCACAGGAAGCUGGGAGAGGGGAAAGUCCUACGGCAGCUGGGAGAGGAGGAACCAUAAUCCACUGGAGCCCAUGCCAUGCCCUGAUGCCUACUGCAACCUCGUCAUACUGGCUGUAGAGAACAGGGACGCUGCAGAGGAGUACUGCGCACUCAUCUGUCAAAUGUUUCAGAUCAUCUAUGGACAUCAGACCAUUGAAUGUGUCGACAGGGCGGGAUAUCACUACACCAUGCCUGACCGCUAUUGGCUACAGAGGAGUGACAGCUGCCUUACUGACAUGACAUAUGGCUAUGACACAGACUUCAGCUGCUGCAGUUCAUAUGAUGGUUCACAGGAAGCAUUUGAUCCGUAUUAUAGUGAGAACUACAGUGAGAGCUCAUCUCUCUCCUGCCAUGAGUCACAUCGAAGCCUGGCCUCCACACACAGCGACUCUGAGCCCUGUAAUGCCAGUCUGCAGGAGUACAUGAUCAUUUUGAGGAGUAAGCUGGUGCCUCAGGAGAUUCAGGAGUUUGCUCUGUUUCUGAGAGAAUACAGACUUGGUGCUCCGAUAGAGCAGUUCUGCACUGACCUGCUGCAGCUCUAUGGAGACUCGCGCAAGUUCCUGCUGCUUGGCAUGAGGCCCUUUAUUCCAGAUAAGGAUGUAGGAGUGUUCGAGACGUUUCUGGAAGACAUUGGGAUCCGAGAGGGUGGGAUUUUGACAGACAGUUUUGGCCGGAUCAAGCGGAGCAUGAGCAGCACAUCUGCCACAGCAGUCCGGGGCUAUGACGGCUGGACUCUUCCUUCCGGUUCCCAGGAUUUUAACCGCAGAAUUGAUGACAUCACACACAACAUUGAGGCUUUGGGCUUUGAGGAAGGGAACGGAGACAUAGAAGAGGAGGAUUAUUACCUGUGAACUGUUGCACUGGAGUUUUUUAAAGACAGGGUUUAGGUCGCACAUUUCUUUGAUACAAAAUAUUCAAACUAGUUUAUAGCAUUUAUAGUAUAUGUGCACUUUACUGGGCCACACGGAGUGCUGCUGAUGAAAAAUGGACGUUUUGCAUCCUAUUUGCAUUUGUGAAUAGGCGUAUUAUUUGCAUGCAAGUUUGAUUAUGUCAUGUUCUGCGUCCGUGAGUUACAAAAGAGCACCAAUGCAGUGAGGAAGUGCCAGAGAGAACCUAAGUAAUUACAUAUUAUUUGGAGAAAAGGUCACUUAGACAUAAAAGGAGAAAAAGAGUAAGCAAUCAUAUAAUAAUGAUGACAGUGAUGAUGAUGGUAAUCUUCUGGAGCCGGAGGGUCGUUGACUGUGGCUGCUGUCUGAAGGGAGAGUAACUCAUGAAAAACUCAACCUUGACAUUCUUUCCAGUGACACUGCCACCUUGCCACAGUCUAGUGCCCUUCCCUUCCCUCUUAUCUAUGCCAACCACUGAAGGUUGAUGGGCUCUGCGCCCAGCAUCGGGGGUUAUCAAAAUGGCACAUACAUCUGUCAGGCUAAACGUUUGUUAUGUAAUAGGACUGGGCAGAAGAACAGGGCCAGAUAGGGUUUAGUUUAAAGUUAAACCUCUUCUCACACCCAAACAAUCUUAGUAGUCAAACCAGCAGGGUGGCAAUAACAAAUGUUUGUCCAUGGCCGUGUGAUGAAGAGGGCCAGCUGAGGUCCUCUGUGGAAUAUCUUAGUCAGUAGGUCAUAGGACGGAGGGCCCAGUGGAAUUAUUUUUGACUUACGUUCCCAUUGAAAUAAAGAACCGACUGACUUUGUAGUACUGUUUAUAAUAGUUAAACACUGUAAAAUGUUAUGAAUUAAAAUGUUAUACAUACCUAAAAU
Molecule: messenger RNA, 2882 nt
Organism: Puntigrus tetrazona (Sumatra barb)
Lineage: Eukaryota; Metazoa; Chordata; Actinopteri; Cypriniformes; Cyprinidae
Product: cerebral cavernous malformations 2 protein-like
Exons: 10
Coding region: 123-1973 (616 amino acids)
Biological process (GO): heart morphogenesis
Source: RefSeq, a predicted model, not a curated record